GGGAAAAAAAAGAAGAGAGGCACACAUCAGGACAACCGUCGAGGGCCCUGAGAGUAGAGCCUGGAGGAGCGGUGUAACCGGAUCCUGAGGAACAUGGAGGCCUCCCUGACGGCCCGGGAUCGCGUGGGCAUCCAGGAUUUUGUUCUGCUGGACGCCUACACCAGUGAGCGUGCCUUUCUGGACAACCUGAGGAAACGCUUCCAUGAGAACCUGAUUUAUACCUACAUUGGGACGCUUCUGGUGUCGGUCAACCCGUAUAAAGACUUGGACAUCUACAGCAAGAAGCAAAUGGACACCUAUAUGGGAGUUAACUUCUUUGAACUACCACCUCACAUUUAUGCUUUGGCAGACAACGUUUUCCGCACCAUGCAGUCGGAGUUCAACAAUCACUUCAUCCUGAUCUCAGGAGAGAGCGGGGCUGGAAAGACAGAGGCCUCCAAAAAAAUCCUGCAGUUCUACGCUGUCAGCUGUCCGAGCACCAAACUCCUGAACAACGUCCGGGACAGGCUGCUGCUCUCCAAUCCAGUGCUUGAAGCUUUCGGAAAUGCCAAAACCCUGAAAAACGACAACUCAAGCCGCUUUGGGAAAUACAUGGACAUCCAGUUCGACCAUCGGGGUGGAGCUGUGGGUGGUCACAUCCUUAGUUACCUGCUGGAGAAGUCCCGCGUGGUUCACCAGAACCACGGUGAGAGAAACUUCCACAUCUUCUACCAGCUGGUGGAGGGAGGAGAGGAGGAUUUGCUCCGCUGGCUGGGCCUGGAGAGAAACUGCAAGAACUACCGUUAUCUGGUGCAAGGGGAUUGUGCCAAAGUUAGCUCGAUCAAUGAUAAAAGUGACUGGAAGACAGUGCGGAAAGCGCUGUCUGUCAUAGACUUCAGCGAAAGUGACACUGAGCACCUGUUUGGUAUUAUUGCCAGUGUGCUCCACUUGGGAAACCUAAAGUUUGAAGCAGACGCUCGAGGAUAUGCCACCAUCAAAAACAACCAGGAGAUGCAUUGGGUGUCAAAAUUGUUGGGUAUUCCUAACCAGGUGCUACAACAGGGUUUAACCCACAGAAAGAUAGAAGCCAAAACAGAAGAGGUGCUCAGCCCAUUCUCAGUGGAACAUGCUGUAUAUGCCAGGGAUGCCCUUGCCAAAGCCGUCUAUGGCCGAACCUUCGACUGGCUGGUCAACAAGAUCAAUGAAUCACUGGCUAACCAGGAUUCCUCCAGGAAAAGGGUGGUCGGCCUGCUGGACAUCUAUGGGUUUGAAGUUUUCAGUGUUAACAGCUUUGAACAGUUUUGCAUCAACUACUGCAACGAGAAGCUGCAGCAGCUUUUCAUCCAGCUGACGCUUAAAUCAGAGCAGGAGGAAUACGAGCUGGAAGGGAUUGAAUGGGAACCAGUGCCAUAUUUUAACAACAAGAUAAUCUGUGACCUUGUGGAGGAGAAAUUCAGAGGAAUCAUCUCCUUGUUGGAUGAGGAAUGUUUGCGUCCUGGGGAGGCCACCGACCUCACCUUUCUGGAGAAGAUGGAGGAAAAGAUUGGCGGCCAUCCUCAUUUUGUCACACACAAACUUGCAGACAAAAACACAAGAAAAACACUGGAAAGAGGAGAUUUCCGCCUCCUACACUAUGCUGGGGAGGUUACAUAUUGUGUUGUUGGAUUCUUGGACAAAAACAACAAUCUGUUGUAUCGAAGUGGAAAAGAGGUCAUGCAACACUCCAAAAAUGGCAUAAUCAAACACUGCUUUCCCUCCUCUGAACCUGACAGCAAAAAGAGACCAGAAACUGUGGUGACCCAGUUUAAGAACAGCCUGGUUGGUCUGACUGAGAUCCUAAUGUCCAAAGAGCCUUGGUAUGUGCGCUGCAUCAAACCGAAUGAAUCCAAACAACCAGCAAAAUUUGAUGAUGUGCUGGUGAGACAUCAGGUUAAAUACCUGGGGCUCAUGGAGCACCUCAGGGUCAGGCGAGCCGGCUUUGCAUACCGACGCAAAUAUGAGCUCUUUCUCCAGAGGUAUAAAGCUCUGUGUCCAGACACUUGGCCCAACUGGAAAGGUACGCCAGCAGAGGGUGUUCGCUGCCUCAUUAAACACCUGGGCUACAAAACUGAUGAGUAUAAGUUAGGCAGGACGAAGAUUUUCAUCCGCCAUCCCCGGACUCUGUUUGCAACAGAAGACGCCUUUCAGGUCUGCAAGCAUCAGCUUGCAACAAGGAUUCAAGCCAAAUACAAAGGUUACAGAGUGAAAGAAGAGUACCUGAAACAGAAAGCGGCUGCCACUAAAAUUGAGAACUGCUGGAGAGGUUUGAUGGCGAGGAAGGAGCGUGAAAGGAGAGCUUGGGCGGUCAAGGUCAUCAAGAAAUUCAUCAAAGGUUUCAUGACCAGAAAUCAACCAGCCUGCAUCGACAACAGUGAGUACCUGGUCUAUGUGAGGCAGAACUACCUCAGCCGCCUGAAGGAAAACCUUCCCAAAUCGGUCCUGGACAUGGACUCGUGGCUCACCCCGCCACCCAUUUUAAAGGAGGUCUCGCAGCUCUUGCAGAACGUCUUCGUUCGCUAUUUGGUGAGGCAGUACGUCCGAGAAAUCACCCCACAAAGGAAAGCUCAGCUUCUCCUCAAAGCCCAAACAAGCUCCAUGUUCAAAGGAAAAAAAGAAAACUACCCACUCAGUGUGUGCAGCCCGUUUGUUGACACGAGGAUUGCUUUCGAAGACAUUAACCUCAAGGUCCUUCAGACAAUUCAGCAUGAGCACCUCAAGUACGGCGUUCCAGUGGUGAAGUACGACAGGAACGGGUUCAGGCCUCGUCUUCGGCUGCUCAUCUUCACUCAGGAAGCCGCCUACUUGGUCGAAGAAACAAAGAUCAAGCAGCGGAUUGAUUUCACCUCGUUGAAAGGUGUGUCUGUGAGCAACCUGAGCGACAACUUCCUCAUCCUCCAUGUUACAUGUGAUGAUAUCAAACAAAAGGGAGAUCUGGUUCUGCAGUGCGACUUCCUCUACGAGGCUCUGACUAAGCUCAGUUUUAUUGCUGACAAGCAGAGCCGUAUCAAAGUGGUUCAGGGGAGUGUGAGGUUUGACAUUCAGCCUGGCAGAGAGGGAUUUGUUGACUUCAAAAGUGGCCAGGAAUCCAUGGUCUACAGAGCAAAGAACGGCCACUUGAUGGUGGAAUCAACAAGAACCAGAUGAAGAUGAAGCUUAACUGGGAUGAUGAGGCUCUUAGAAGCCUCAGAGAUGCAGAUCUUUAAAACAAAACAAAAAAACAGCCAUGCUUUCUCAACCUGUUAUUGCUCAUGCUCUUCAUAAUGACUGAUUUUAAGUUUUUCAUCUUUAUGAUAUUACUUUAUGGUAGUCUGAUGUUGUUCGUCACCAAAUAAUGCCAAUAUCUCAACAGCAGAAGGAGCAACUGAAGAGUCUGAUCAGAAAACAUAUAAACUAUAUAAGCUAAAAAAAAAGCCUGUUUUGUAUUUGACUCUUGUUGAUAUGGCAAUUUAAGACAUGCAUGUGUAAAACCAUAAAGAGCUUACCUAUGCCA
Messenger RNA from Xiphophorus hellerii (green swordtail), 3508 nucleotides. It is a transcript of the gene myo1hb, whose product is annotated as myosin IHb. Gene Ontology annotation, cellular component: myosin complex; plasma membrane; cytoplasm. Gene Ontology annotation, biological process: endocytosis; actin filament organization; actin filament-based movement. The record is from RefSeq and is a predicted model, not a curated record. Gene Ontology annotation, molecular function: microfilament motor activity; ATP binding; actin filament binding. Bases 94 to 3162 code for a protein of 1022 amino acids. The transcript has 32 exons. Lineage: Eukaryota; Metazoa; Chordata; Actinopteri; Cyprinodontiformes; Poeciliidae.